This is a messenger RNA of Colletotrichum navitas, 1599 nucleotides long. RefSeq names its product SPFH domain/Band 7 family protein. The record is from RefSeq and is a predicted model, not a curated record. Gene Ontology annotation, cellular component: plasma membrane. Gene Ontology annotation, biological process: protein localization to plasma membrane. NCBI's taxonomy places the organism in Eukaryota, Fungi, Ascomycota, Sordariomycetes, Glomerellales, Glomerellaceae. The transcript has a single exon. Bases 1 to 1599 code for a protein of 532 amino acids.
AUGUCGUACAGAGUCGCUGCCCCCGAUGAAUACCUCGCCAUCACGGGUAUGUCCGUGAAGGCCGUCAAGAUCACAAAGGCAGCUUGGGUAUGGCCCUUCCAGCGCUGCAUGCGCUUCAGCGUCCAGCCCCACGACUAUGCCAUGAACCUUCAGGCCAUGACCAAGGAGAAGCUUCAGUUCCUCCUGCCCGUCGUCUUCACCGUCGGCCCGGACGUCAAUCAGCGCGGCGCCAACGCCACCCAUCAAUCCGCCCACUCCGGCCCCUCUAGCCACGACAACGACGACGACCACGUUUCUUCCAACCGCCGCGAGGACCGCGGCGACUCCCUCAUGAAGUACGCCAUGCUGCUCGCCGACUCGGGCGAGAAGAAGAACGGCACCAUGCUCCACCUCGAGAACAUCGUCAAGGGCAUCAUUGAGGGCGAGGUCCGCGUCCUCGUCUCCAGCAUGACCAUGGAGGAGAUCUUCACCGAGCGCGAGGUCUUCAAGCGUCGCAUCUUCAAGAACAUUCAGUCCGAGCUCGACCAGUUCGGCCUCAAGAUCUACAACGCCAAUGUCAAGGAGCUCAAGGACGCCCCCAACUCGAACUACUUCGAGUCCCUCUCCCGCAAGGCCCACGAGGGCGCCAGCAAUCAGGCCAGGAUCGACGUCGCCGAGGCCCAGCUGCGCGGCAACGUUGGCGAGUCCAAGCGUAAGGGUGAGCAGGAGCGCGAGAUCGCCAAGAUCUACGCCGAGACCGCGGUUCAGAAGACGGAGCGCGACAUCGAGCGCGCUACCGCCGAGGCCAACCUCGACACCCGCCAGGCCUCCCUCAGCAAGGACGUCGAGAUUGCCCGCGUCGAGGCCCGCCGCGCCCUCGAGUCCAAGGACGAGGACCUCAAGCGAGAGGUUGAGGUCAAGCGUGCCGCCGCCGAGAUCGAGCGCCUGCGCGCCACCGACGUCGUCAAGGCCACCAUCCAGCGCGAGGCCCGCCAGCAGCACGCCGACGCCGAGGCCUAUGCCAUCGAAGCCGACGCCAAGGCAAACUUUGAAAAGAGCCAGCGCGAGACCGAGGCCAAGGCCUACAAGAUCCAGAAGGACGCCGACGCCCAAACCUCGGCCGAGUUCAACCGCACCACGAAGACAGCCGACGCCAACGCCUACAAGUCCCGUCAGGAAGCCGAGGCCCACCAGUACUCGGCCCAGCUCACCGCCGACGCCGAGCUCGCCAUCGCCCUGAAGAGGGCCGAGGGCGUCGCUGCGAUGGCGGACGCUUACGCCAAGAUGUCCGGCGCCUUCGGCGGGCCCUCCGGUCUGCUGCAGUACCUCAUGAUCGAAAAGGGCACCUACGUCCAGCUGGCCAAGGCCAAUGCCGACGCCAUCCGUGGCCUGCAGCCCAAGAUCAGCGUCUGGAACACGGGCAGCCAGGCCGGCGGCGAGGGCGCCGCCGGGAAUUCUGGGGUCGAUACCAUGCGCAACGUCUACCAGAUGCUGCCGCCCCUGAUGACGACCAUCAACGAACAGACCGGCAUCACCCUCCCCGAGUGGCAGUUUGGCAAGCUCAACGCCGGCAUGGAGGCGAUGCAGGGCAGCAAGCCAAAGGUCAACGGUAGCCGCUAA